Otolemur garnettii (small-eared galago) is the source of this 2859-nucleotide messenger RNA. It is a transcript of the gene SCARF1, whose product is annotated as scavenger receptor class F member 1. The transcript has 10 exons. Lineage: Eukaryota; Metazoa; Chordata; Mammalia; Primates; Galagidae. Gene Ontology annotation, molecular function: scavenger receptor activity. The annotation marks the transcript as partial. The record is from RefSeq and is a predicted model, not a curated record.
CUGGGCCUCCCCAGUGGGACUGAGGUAACCUUUCAAUCUCAGCCAGAGACAGUGACCUGGCCCGCAAGGCCAGGCGGCCCCUUUCCUCACUCCUUUCUGCCCCACAGCCCCUCUGCCGAGCUCCAGUGCUGUGCAGGAUGGAAGCAGAAGGAUCAAGAAUGUACCAUCCCCAUCUGUGAGGGGCUGGAUGCCUGCCGGGAAGAUGAGGUGUGCGUGAAACCAGGCCUCUGCCGAUGCAAACCUGGAUUCUUCGGGGCCCAGUGCAGUUCCCGUUGCCCGGGCCAGUACUGGGGCCCCGACUGCCGUGAGAGCUGCCCUUGCCACCCGUAUGGCCAGUGCGAGCCGGCUACGGGUGUGUGCCAGUGUCAAGCCGACCGCUGGGGCAGCCGCUGCGAGUUCGCGUGCGAUUGUGGCCCCCACGGGCGCUGCGACCCCGCGACGGGCGCGUGCCGCUGCGAGCCGGGCUGGCGGUCGCCCACAUGCCGCCGCCCAUGCCUGUGCAACCAGGCGACAGCACGCUGCGAGCCGACCACGGGCGCCUGCCUGUGCGAGCCGGGCUGGUGGGGCCGCCGCUGCAGCUUACGCUGCUCCUGCCACGGCUCGCCGUGCGCGCAGGAGACCGGCCGCUGCGCCUGCCAGCCGGGCAGGUGGGGUCCCGACUGCGGGCAGCUGUGCGAGUGCGUGCGGGGCCACUGCAGCGCCGCCUCCGGCCAGUGCGCCUGCCCGCCCGGCUUCCGCGGCGCACGCUGUGAGCUGCCCUGCCCGGCCGGCCGCUACGGGAUCCAGUGCAGAGACCGCUGUGGCCACUGCAAGCAGAAUGAACCGUGUUCUCCAGACACAGGCAACUGUGUAUCCUGUGAGCCAGGCUGGAAUGGGACGCAGUGCCACCAGCCCUGCCCACCUGGCACCUUUGGCGAAAGCUGCAAGCAGCAGUGCCCCCACUGCCGGCUGGGGGAGGCCUGUCAGCCAGACACUGGGCACUGUCAACGCUGUGACCCCGGCUGGCUGGGGCCCAGGUGUGAAGACCCCUGCCCCACUGGGACCUUUGGAGAGGGCUGCAGCUUUCCCUGCCCCACAUGUGUUCAGGGGGCCUGUGAUGCUGUGACAGGGGAAUGUGUCUGCAGUGCUGGCUACUGGGGGCCCAGUUGCAACACUUCCUGCCCAUCUGGCUUCCAUGGAAACAACUGCUCAGUGCCCUGCGAAUGCCCAGAAGGACCCUGCCACCCAGUCUCUGGGGUCUGCCAGCUAGGCCCUCACAGUCAGGACUCCGCCCUCAUCGUGGGCAUCCUUGUGCCUCUGCUGCUGCUACUCCUGGGCCUUGCCUGCUGUGCCUGCUGCUGCUGGGCCGCCCAUUCAGACCCCAAGGACAGGCCAGUGAGCAAUGGAGCUGCUGUGUCCAGGAUGAAGCUGCAGGUCUGGGGGGCACUGACCACCCUGGCCUCUGCGCUGCCCUGUUUUUCCCUGAGCACCCACAAGCUACCCUGGGUGACAGUCUCCCAUCACGACCCGGAGAUUCCCUUCAACCACAGCUUCAUCGAGCCGCCCUCUGCUGGCUGGGCCUCUGAUGACUCCUUCUCUUCUGAUCCCGAGUCUGGAGAAGAGGAUGAGGGUCCUGCCUACUGCGUGCCACCCCAAGAAGGUAGCUCCCCAGCAGCCUACUUAGCCCCUGAGCAUCCCUGCCCACCNCCCGAGGAUGCAUCCACACCAUUCGCCAUUCCUCGCACCUCCAGCCUAGCUCGGGCCAAGCGGCCAUCAGUCUCCUUUGCUGAAGGCACCAAGUUUGCACCGCCGAGUCGCCAAAGUUCAAGGGAACUCUCCAGCCCACUUCGAAAGCCCAAGAGGCUUUCCCGGGGAGCCCAGACAGGCCCUGAGGGCCAGGAGGCUGAGGAUUCCACAGGCCCAGAGCAAGCAGAAAUGGAUGAGGCCCCUCCUGCUGCUGCCAGCCCCAAGGAUUCAGCCACUGGUCGGCGGUGGCUUCCUCCCGGUGGUCGGACAGUGGCUGAGCGUGUGGAAGCCAUUGAAGGCAGUGUCCAAGACAGCUCAGGCCCUGUGACUACAAUCUACAUGUUGGCAGGGACACCCCAGGGAUCUGAGGGCCCAGUCCGGUCUGUCCUUCGCCAUUUUGGUAGCUUCCAGAAAGUCCAGGCAGAGCCCAAGGUCAAGAGUGCCAUCCCUAAGCCUCCACGCAGGGCCCUGAGUCGAAAUAAGGGCAGCCCUGGCCUGGCGUCUGGUUCUUCUGGCCAGAGCCUCAACUCAGCCCUAAGUACUGAGCUCUCUGGACCCAUGGAGUCAACAGGAGUUAGACCAGAGGAGGUGGCCAAGGGGCUGGGGGCUGACAUUGAGAGCUCAGGGAGGGCCCAGGAACUGGUCACUGGGGGCAGCCCCCUCAAACAGGAUUCCCAGAAGCAGGCAGAAGAGGAAGAGCAGGAGGAGCCCCAAUAUGAGAAUGUUGUACCCAUCUCUGGGCCACCAGAGCCUCAAGGACCUUGAAUUUGGGGAGUGGGAAGACUAAGAAUGGGACAAGAGGGGAACUAACUGCUGAUGGAUCAGAUUGUGCCUGUGCUGGAAAAUGAUCGCAAGGCCAGAACAGACAUACCAGAGCCUCUGCCCUUCCACAGGGAAAGGGCAAGGGUUGGAGGCCAGCUGGCUCUGGGCCCUGGCAGUGCUCCAGGAGUGGGUCUGGGAGGCCUGGGCAGAGACCCUGCAGGAUGGGGUCAGGAAGGGGGAAGAGAUGGUUACAGGGACUUUUCCUCUGUUGUAUUGGACUCUGUUAGCCCCAGAGGAUUAUUCUUUCUUCCAUUUGCAAAACAUUUUGGGAAACAACCUAAAUGUUUGAUGAUAAAAGAUUGGUUAAACAAA